This is a messenger RNA of Fopius arisanus, 4336 nucleotides long. It is a transcript of the gene ASPP, whose product is annotated as Ankyrin-repeat, SH3-domain, and Proline-rich-region containing Protein. The transcript is spliced from 11 exons. Gene Ontology annotation, biological process: regulation of apoptotic process. The record is from RefSeq and is a predicted model, not a curated record. Gene Ontology annotation, molecular function: p53 binding. Bases 894 to 4298 code for a protein of 1134 amino acids. Gene Ontology annotation, cellular component: nucleus. Lineage: Eukaryota; Metazoa; Arthropoda; Insecta; Hymenoptera; Braconidae.
GCGGACCGACGUGGUUCGUCGCUUCUUUCAAAAAUUCGUUAUUAAUUUAUGACAAAAUAAUAAUAAUAAUUAACCGCAAUUUUAUAAAUAUUCGGUGAUGUUAUUCGUCGAUAAUUUCAAUCCAAUCAGACUUUAAUUCAAAGGCAAUAAUAUCUGGUGUUGAGAUUUUGAAUUGAAUAACUAAAAACUUCGUCGGUUAAUUAGAAGAAGUGGUAUUUUAUCAGUAAACAUUUUUUUUAUAAUGCUGAUGGAAUGGAACCAAUGGACCCUGAGAUAAUGUGACGACUCGCGGAUUUACCGGGGAAAUGCAUCGGUAUUUUCACUGAGCGACCGAGUACGAGUGCAGAAAGUUGUACAACUUAGAGAAAAAAAAACCGUGAAAAAUCUUGGCGUUAAUAAAUAAACAAUGAAAAAAACACCGGAAACACAUUGAAAUAGAGGGAUAAAAGUCAAGUGAGUGAAAUAUUUCAGGUUGAAGACUGUGCCAGAGUAAGUUAAGGGGAGGAGAAAAAAUAGUGAAGAGGAAAACCGUGUGUGGAUAAGGAGUGGCCCCGAGCGGCCGUAAAAUCAACAGGUCUGUGUGUGUACCCUCCAUGAAAAGGCCAAGUUUUAAUACUGCCCUCACCCUCACCCUCUCCAAGGCAUACACAAGACCAACGAGUACACGAGUACAUCGUAAAAAGUGAAUUUUGUCUAAAAAUUCAAUUCCCAGACGAAUAAAUGGAGUAGAAAACACAAGAAAAUUUUUUUUUUUGCAUCGAAGUUGCCACUAUCAGUUAAUUCUCCACUGUAUCUUCAAUAUAACGCAUAAUACGUAGCGAAGGAUAAGAUAGAGGAGGUGGAGGAGGUGGAGGAUGUAGAGAAAUAAAAUAGGAGAUUAUAAAACGAGAAAGAUGCUAGCUUGUGUUUAUCCAGCGGAGAGCUUUAGGACGAAAGCAGUUACGGUGAAGCUGAAACACGCUGGAAAAUCGAAGAAGAGAACAAAGUUACUAUCGGUAAAGGAAAGACCGAGUACUGCCAAGCCCGAUGUACCACUCACUACUUUGGCAAACAAUGAGUUACCGGUGGGCGGGGGUGGGGCCGUGCUGGUGCUCAGCGAACUCGAGAGCAUGGCAGCUAGGCAACAGAGAGAGAUUGCUCAGCAGAGACGUCUCCUUGAACAACGAGAAGCCCGGCUGGCCGUGCUUCGAGGGGCCCAGGAACCAGCACAGCAGGAAAGACUCGCCAGACUGCGUCAUCGGCUUGAUCAGCAGCAGAGCAAGCUCAACAGGCUGAGAUUGCUCAGAUCGCAGACUGAUCAAUCACGGGCUAACAAUGCUACAUUGACUUCAGACCUGGACUGCAUAAGGGCUCUAUUCAAUGAAAAGGAGAAAGAACUGUCGUUGGCAGUGGCUAAGGUUGAGGAGCUGACGCGACAGCUCGAGGAGCUGCGAGGUCGACACAAUGCCAAUGCUGCUGGUGGACAAGUGCCAUCAGCAGCUAGUGCUGAACUUGAAAAAUUGCGGAGAGAGCUCAUGUAUCGAAAUAAAAUGAAUGAGCAGCAGAAUCAGGUGGUGUCUCAACAACGGCUUGUGCUGGCACAACGACAAGCGGAAAUGGCAUCAAUUGACGCUAGGAUAGCUCAACUCCAGGGUAGAUUGCAGCGUAAACGAGCGCUGAAUCAGCGUCUACUCAGUCAGCAAUUGAACAAUCGCCAGUGUGAAACAACAAAUACGUCUGGAUUUGAACAGACAACCAAGCAACAGGACUUUACGAGCCCGCCAAAACUUCGUCCCGCGGGUAAUGUUGCUGCCAUUGAGCCAUACAGUCACAUACCAAAUGACAGUGACUUCAAUCUCAACAAAAAUGAUCCAAAAUAUCAGACACUACCGUAUAACACUAAAUUUACCGUCAAUCUAAAACCGAUCGAGGACGAUGUCAAUAAAAAUAAUAUUCAGCACAGUCAGAGUGCAUCGCAAAUUGGACAAAGAGCGACGUUGCAGCAGUUGUCGCAUCAAAUUACGCACAGCCAGUCUCAAUCACAUAUUCAAGGUCAAUCGCAAAUACUAGGACCAACUCAUCCGCCGCAGUCUCCACAGCAGCCACAGCAGCCACAACAGAACAGUCCUCAGUAUCCCACCUCCAACUUCCUCGUCAACUCAUCCAACAACCACAACAAUAACAACAAUAAUAAUAACAACAAUAACAACAACAAUUCAAUCCUCACCUCAACCCCCUCGACUUUCCUCCAAGAGUCCCAGCCGCAGAUGACGAGGCAUCCGUCCCACCAAAUCCCUCAAAAGUCCCCACAGAGUACAACAAAUAUCCCCUCCACCCAGGCCCCACAAGAUACCCGACAAUCCAUCACUCAGACCCACAAUCACCGAAAUCUCACCCACCAAAAGCCAGUCUCAUCCGUAGCACCGAGUUUUCCAGUUAAAUCUCCAAUUUAUCAAACCUCAUCGAUUAAAAUAAAUCCAGUAAUGCCCCAAACAUUGAGUUUGAUAGGGAGGGGUCAUCCCCAGGGCUACACCGAUCGCUCCAACCACCACAAUUCCACUCCCCAGAGUCAGUCUGUAACAACAACAACAACAACAGCAACGACAACAACAAUAACAAACGACAAUUAUCCCCCGAGGCACAAUUAUCAGGGGCAAUUGAAUCAGAUCAACCAGGGGUACAAAAAUUCAAAUUUCUCACAGCCCCAGAAUUCAAUCAAUACCAAUUACUCGGGCUAUGCAGCGGGGAGUUACAAUCAGAUACAAAAUUCGGAUGGUCAGGGUGAUAGGGUGAAGGGUGACAAGCUUGAGGGGAAGUAUGAUAAUCAGAGAUUUGAGGUGCCUACUAAAUUGGAGUCGAAUCAGCACAAGUUGGAGCACAGUGGAUUGGCUGGGACACAUCAAUAUGGUAAACAUGAUCAUUCAGGGUUCAAGCACGAUGGAAACUUGGCACUGUUGAAGGGAGAUAAGGUGGAGAGUUUGGGACAAAAAUACGAGACCAAUCAGGGUAAACAUGAUCAUGGGGCUAAGCUAGAGCCACCGGUUAAAGGGGAGAGCAAGGAGGACAAGAUGAAGCCUGCACUACCACCGAAACCUGUCAAACCCAAUCCACCACCGAGGCUCAACAACCAGGAUAAGGGGGAUACCAGUGGGGAGACUGUGGGAGACACCAAUGCUAAAGCAACUGUUACAAGAAGUGAGAAGGAAGAGGAAGUGCCACCGAUUCCAACGAGCGAGCCUCCAGAAUCGCCUAAUGAAGUCCCAGUGGGUGGUGGUCACCAGAUAAUAAAGGCGCGCCCAUUGACCUUAAAAAAGGCUCACCUCUCGGAACAGCCACGACUCCGAUAUGCCAAAUCAAACGUUCACGUAUCGAUAAAUCGUAGAAUUGAGAUGCCCCCGGCAUUUCUAUUCCCAGAGACUGAAAUACCCGCGGAUCUUAUGCAAACGGAUCAACAAAAUACCCCGGAUGUAACUGAUCACAUUAGUCUGAAGCAGAUAAAUAACACUACAGAGGAAACGAAUUGCAACGAAAAAUUGGAGGACUCGGAUAUUGUUGAUGCACUGAAUGUCAUCAAUAUCGAGGACAAAUUGAAGAAGGAGGUGCGCUGCGAGGUGGAGUGCGAGAGCAAAGGGAGCGAGGUGAUACGGAGAAAGAAGGGAAAUUUAAAAUCCACAACGGGUAAGGCGAAUUUAUCGAGAAGGGUCUCUUUUGACCCACUGGCUUUACUGCUCGAUGCAAGCCUCGAGGGUGAACUUGAGCUCGUCAAGAAGACAGCCAAGGAGGUCGCCAAUCCUAGUUCAGCCAAUGAUGAGGGAAUAACUGCACUCCACAACGCCAUUUGUGCAGGACACCUGGAGAUCGUCAAGUUUCUCGUCGAAUUUGGCUGCGAUGUCAAUGCACAGGAUAGUGAUGGAUGGACACCUCUGCAUUGUGCAGCGAGCUGUAAUAAUCUCGCAAUGGUGAGAUUUCUCGUGGAACACGGUGCAUGCAUAUUCGCAACAACACUCUCCGAUCACGAAACAGCGGCGGAAAAGUGUGAAGAGGAUGAAGAGGGAUUCGACGGUUGCUCCGAGUAUUUGUACAGUGUUCAGGAGAAGUUAGGCAUUAUGAACAAUGGUCAGGUAUUUGCUGUGUUCGAUUAUGAUGCACAGCACAAUGACGAGCUGUCGAUGAAGAAUGGGGAUCAGCUCGUUAUUCUAAGAAAGGGAGAUGACAAUGAACGAGAGUGGUGGUGGAGCAAGCUUGGGCACCGAGAGGGAUAUGUUCCGAGAAAUUUGUUAGGGCUGUAUCCGAGAGUACAACCAUCAAAGACAGAGUAGAAGCUCACAUAUCUGCAAGAGAUUGUUUUUUUAACAAC